AUGAGAGCCCUGGUGGUCCUCAGUGCCUUUCUCCUGGUGGUCGUUGGCAAGGAGACGUUCGUUGGUGACCAGGUCUUACGAAUCACCAUCAUCAAUGAGGCACAACUCCACCUGGUGAGGUCCCUUCAGGACGAAGAACACUUGAAUGUUGAAAUAUGGAAAGAAUCAAAUAGCCUCUUGCUGCCAAUUGACAUCCAUGUACCAAGUGAACACACCCAAUCUGUGAAAGCGUUCCUGGAAUUCCAUGGCAUACAUUACUCAAUAUUGAUAAAGGAUCUUCAGGCACUGUUGGACGAAGAGCAGAAAGAAAUGUUGUUGUCCCAGCACAAGGAGCGCAGCACUGGGUCUUUCAACUAUGCUACCUAUCACACAUUGGAGGAGAUCUAUGAUUGGAUGGACAAAUUUGUGGCUUCAAACUCAGGUCUGGUCAGCAAAAUACAGAUUGGUACCACCUUUGAAAACCGGCCGAUCUAUGUCCUCAGGUUCAGCACUGGUGGGACUAACCGGCCAGCUAUUUGGAUGAAUUGUGGAAUCCAUGCCCGCGAAUGGAUUUCUCCAGCUACCGGCCUCUGGUUUGCCAAUAAGGUUGCCAAUGAUUAUGGCAGUGAUGCCACUUUGACUUCUCUCCUCAACACAAUGGACCUCUACCUGGAGGUUGUUACAAACCCUGAUGGUUACCGUUUUACCCACACUAAUAACCGUUUGUGGCGUAAAACCAGGUCAAGGUAUUCUGGGACCAAUUGUAUUGGAGUCGACCCAAACAGGAAUUUUGAUGCCAAUUUUGGAGGACCUGGAGCCAGUGGGUAUGCUUGCUCAUCCACGUAUUAUGGGCCAUUUGCCAAUUCUGAAAAGGAAGUCAAAGCCAUUGUUGACUUUGUCAAAAAUCAUGGAAAUUUCAAAGUCUUCAUUGAUGUUCAUAGCUAUUCCCAGUUGUUACUAUUCCCGUAUGGUUACACCUCAGUGAAACCAAAGGACUAUGAUGAGCUGAUGGCUCUUAGCAAGACAUCCAUAAGUUCAUUGGCAUCACUGUAUGGCACCCAGUAUACAUAUGGACCUAUUAUCACAACAAUCUAUCAAUCCAGUGGUUCCUCCAUUGACUGGGCCUAUGAUCAUGGUAUCAAGUAUGCUUUCUGCUUUGAGCUGCGUGAUACUGGUCGUCAUGGUUUCAUUUUACCAGCCAAUCAGAUUCUUCCAACAGCUGAAGAAACCUAUCUGGGAUUGAUGGACAUUUUCAAAUAUGCCAGUCAACAUCCCUAUUAAAUACAAGUAUUGCAACACCAAGGAUCUCAUGCAUCAAAAUUGAUUUUGUCCUACUGAAUAAAAAUACAGAACAUUAUUAUUUUUAUGACUAUUCUUUGCUAUGAUUCACACUCCGUAAACAAUCACAAAGUCUUGAUUGAAACUUUAUUCUAUAUACAUCUCAAAAUUCUCUUUUUUAAGCCACAUGUAGAUCUUGUUCAUGUUAUCUUUAUGUAAUAAAGCCACAAUUUAGAGUCAAGGGUGAUAUGUGGCCUCUGGAAUCUUAGUUUCUGUGCACAUUGGUCUGUUUUAAAAAUCAAAGUUGGCAUCAGAGGAAUCAUAUGAAAUUACAAUAUAGCCUCUCAAAUUCCCAAGAGAGGGUUUUGUUUUACACUGACACAAACUGUUGUUUUAAGAAAUGGGAAAACAGAAGUUCCACACUAUUUAGCUUCUUUGUGGAAGUGACACUUUCACAUCCAAUCCUUUUGUUUUUGGGCACCAAGCGAAUUCAGACCUGAAAAAACACAACUGGGUUCCCACAGCAAUCCAAGGAAAAGUAUUUCAAAACACUACAAUUUUCUUUAUAAAGUCACUUCUCAUAUUGAACCAACAAUCCCUUAAUUCUAGUUUCCAUCUGAAGAAAAUAACUUCUUGGCAUCAAUCAGUCUCUGAACCAAUUAGUGACAUCAUCUCAAUUUUCUGAGCUCUAAUGUGUAUAGGUCAAAUGCUAACUUACUGAUUCCUCCAAAUGUCACCUCACCAAACACUUGAAUAAUCUCAGCCAACCUUCCAUUCCCUAUACUCAAAUUCCUUUACAAGUCUUAUGGAUUUCUUGUCAUAUCUGCAGUUAUUUAAUGUAUCUCUUAAACCAGAAUACAUUGCUCCCUCUUGAUUUCAAUAUUUGCUAGGAUCUCAUCUGUUUAAAAAGGUAUUCUUUCUACUAAAGUGAAUAACCUUCUAUUCCAAAUACCACUUUCUUGUCCCAUCUUAUAUUAUCUUCUCAUUAGUAAAUUUGGUUUUGUUACCUUUUGCCAUUUCAAAUAACUUGUUAAUGGUAGUUAUGAAUAGGUGAGGCUCUGUACUUUUCCUAUUGUAACCUGGUUACACAUUCUUCCCAUCUUUAACCAAUAUUCUAUCCAGUGAUACAUUACCUCUAACCCCACGAGCUGUUACUUUCUAAUCAAAUGUCUUCUGAAAACCCAGGUACAGCACAACUGCUGGAUUCUGUUUUUCUGCCAUGUUGGUUGCAUAUUCAAGAUAGUUAUUAAAUGAAAUUUGUUUUUCAUUGCUGUCUCUGCCUAGUCAUGAUAUGACUUAAGUGCUCUGUUAUGCUCUUAAUAAUGGAAUAUGCCAUAUUAUUGCCUUCCAAUGUCAGGAUAACUGAUCUGCUUUCAUGGUUUCACACUUCUCUUUUCUCUGCCUUUAAAUGCAGAGUUUCAUUUGCUCCCUUCUAAUCUGUUCGAGAAUUAAGGAAUUUUGGAAAAUCAUCACAGUCAGAGAUGGUGAACCUUUUUGAGCAUUAGUGCACAAAUAGGCAAUAAUCUUCUAAAAAAUUCUCUCGUACCAUGGAAAUUUUCAACAGAGGUUAUUAUUAAUUAAUGGAUUAGUAACAAUAAUUCAGGACCUGAAGUAAAAAGGUUGAGUCCUGUUGCUUAUUUAGAUAUAUUUAUUGUUUUACAAUUAGUAACAGAUACAGAUUGAUAUGACAUUUUAGAAAACCUGUUUAAAAUUUAUUAAUAUUGUUAUUGUACCUCAUGUACGACAAAUGUAAACAUGUAAUUAUAAGCUUUGGUGCAUAUUUAUAAACGAUAAGGAAAAUAAACAUACUUAACUCUCAGACUUGGAGGCUUUUUCCCAAGGCUGAAAUGGCUAACACGAGAGGGCACAGUUUUAAGGUGCUUGGAAGCAGGUACAGAGGAGAUGUUUUUUUAAGCAGAGAGUGGUGAGGGUGUGGAAUGGGCUAUCGGCAGCAGUGGUGGAGGCAGAAAUGAUGAGGGUCUUUUAAGAGACUCCUGAAUGGAUACAUGGAGCAUAGAAAAGUAGAGGGCUAUGGAUAAGCCUAGGUAGUUCUAAGGUAAGGACAAUUUUGGCACAGCCUUGUGGGCCAAAGGGCCUGUAUUAUGCUGUAGGUUUUGUGUUUCUAUCAUAUCUUUCAAAAGGUUCAAAGGCUGAACCCUCCCUAUCAAUGUAUCCUAGGUACUCUUGUCACUCAAGCACUACCCUUUAGCUCUCACCAUGGUGCUGAGCCAGGGUAUCACCUAAUCUAAGGAUUGUGACUGCCUCUUUGAACAAGUUGUCCAGGCAACUCUCCCUUUCAUGUCUGAAGGUCUGAUUCCAAGCUAACGACUUUGAGCUGAAGUUUCUGAAGAUGCGAACAUUUACUGCAGAUGUGGCACCUGAGAUCCCAUUAAUCUCCACUAUUAGCACAUUCUAUGUUUUAUAUUAACUGAAAUUUGUAUUCAGUUGACACUUGGCUCAUCUUAUCUACUUUUCAGUCUGUUUCAGAACAAAAAUAAGCCAACACAAUAACCAAAACACCAUUUUGAAUGCUCACUAAGUUACAAGAGCCAGCACAAAUAUUUGAGCGACAAAACCAUACCUCUAUUCCCAAAUGCACAGACGGCGAAUAGCCACAUUAAUCAAACUUCCACAUUAACACUGUACACAUGUAACUAUAUUUUCUGGACGUUUUCUUUUUUUUUAAAAAAAGGUCUCUAGCUUGGAUUAUGUAAUUCAAGUACAGCACAAAUAACAGCACACAGGAGAGAUUGGCUGCCUCAGUACCACACCAAAUUGAAUUUCCGUACUGAGCCAAGUGAGUAAAUCACCCUUUGGCAAUGGACCAUCUGGUUCUCCUAAUGGAGGCGACAAGUCUGAAAUUAGUUGGCUAGGACAUAUAUUAAAAAAAACUUAAAUUAAAAGAUAAAAAGUUUGUUCAAUGGCCAUGCACAUUUUUGUUCAAAAUGUAAAACACAUGUUUUAUUUAAAAAUAUAGAUUCUUACUUUAAAACUAAAACAGCACAAGUCUCAAUCAUCCAGCUUUCACCCAACGUGCGAGUGAAUACAUCAGAACAAAAUACAAAAGAUACCAUGUUCAUCUGAAAGUAAACUGUGCAUUUUAUAUCCAUCAUAUGACUAUAUGGUCAGAUUCUGAACAAUAUUUUGAUUAUUAGGGUGGAAAAACCCCUGACAAAGUACAACCGAGAUCAUUGACAAACUCAUAUUGAAGCUAUGUCAUGCUGUUACAUUCUUUUGAUGAUUAAAGGGAGGAGAUUUAACAUACAGUAUAUCCACAUUCUCUGUGAAGGCAGUAGGUGUAAAUGAUAUAAGUAUCAGAAGCUAUGCAUCCCUUUCCCGUAUGAUUGUUGUUUGCCCUUCGGAGUUGAAGAUGACCACGACUUCUGUCAGGUGGAGGGUUUGUGACUGUGGGUCCAGAGGUGACAGGUGAGGCCAAUCCGGGCCCUGAAAGCUCGCCCAUAUGUGGGACACAUGAGGGUAGGUGCUGCAGUGCAAGUGGAGGUAGCUCGAGCCUUGCACAUGGCAUGUUUCCUCUGAGCCUCUGUGGUGCGUCUGAUUUCUGCUGCAUACGCUCCUUUAGUGGUCCUGCUCCACCAGGUCGGGCGGUCCAGAGCAAGCAAUUCCCAGCUACUGGGAUUGAUGUUGAGGUCUUUGAGGGACACUUUGAGUCAGUCUUUGAAACGUUUCUUCUGCCCUCCAACUGAAUGCUUGCCCUGGCUCAGCUCUCCAUAUAGCAGCUGUUUUGGUAGUCGACUGUCAGACAUCCUGACGACAUGGCCAGCCCAUCUGGCUUGGGCUUUGAACACCCAUCUGGCUUAGGAGGGUGUCGACACUGUGGGUGCUAGUCCCGUCCUGUAUGAUUACAGUUUUAACAAUAAUCAAGACUCACUGUCCAGGACAAAGAGGCCCACUUAUUUGAGAUACUCAGCAAGUUAAACAUUCACUUCAUCCACCACCAACAUGACAGUACUGAUGAGUUACAAGAUGUUCCACAAGAACUCCACAAGGAUGUUUUAAAAUGGUUUCUCUUGAACCUGUGACUUUUGCCAUCUAACUGGGCAGCAGGAAAACAGAGAAAAGACUAGAAUUCCCUUACAAAAUACUUGCAUCAAGAUUUAGACAUAUAUCACCAUUACUCCAUCAAUGCCAAGUCAAAAUCCUGAAAGUCCCUUCAUCUGGUCAAUAAGAGAUUAGUAAUAGACACUGUUCUUGCCUCCAUAUCCAAUAUACCAUAAAUGGAUUAAAAACAUUGUACACUAUUAUAUCCAUUGAAGAACAUUUGCAUUACUGGAAAGAUGAAAGUAGUAGCACAAAAAAAAGCAUAAUUGAUUAAAAUUCAGUUUAAGAUUGUUCCUAGAUUUGAUUGCUGAUCUGUAUUGUUUGCUGUAAAUUAUAGUGGGUAAGGUAAGGCCAGUACAGCUGGCAAUAUCCCUUAAGACAGAUGUCAGAGUUUGUGCACGUACAUCAUCAGUGCUCUGUAUGGACAACAGUUUCAGUGUCCUGGUUCUAAAUCUCAUGGGUACCACACUUUAGAAAACAAGACUUGGCGAUAACACCAUUGGAUUCCAUAAUCAUUACAAAAUGGGUUCUUGCUUUGAAAUUCUCUUCUCAUUUCGAUACCAUGUGCUAGUUUUGUUAAUCAUUGAGGGGGAAGUCACAUCCCCUGUUUUCUGACUAUUCAUUUCCACUGAACAUAACUGCUAGUAAGGAUUUUUAUACGAUUAUACUUAAGAAAUAGAAAAAUUAGUAGCAUUUUCUAAACUUUUGUCAUGGCAAUGAGUCAGCACAUGACUAAAAAAGACCAAUGCCAGCUAGAAAAAUACAACUUUGAUUCAUAACGUAUAAAUCUACCAGUACUGGUACACUUGCAUAUUUCCUGUGCACAUCUGCCUUUUCGACACCUUUAGCCAGAAUUGCUAAAUAAUGGCUGAUUUACUGAAAACAAGCAUGCAAGAAGGAAAACUGUCUUCUUGGUGCUAGCCUUCCAGCUCCAAAUUCAGGUAGCACAGAGAAAGAACAUGCAUAUAAUUUC
Messenger RNA from Hypanus sabinus (Atlantic stingray), 6289 nucleotides. RefSeq names its product carboxypeptidase A1-like. Gene Ontology annotation, biological process: proteolysis. The record is from RefSeq and is a predicted model, not a curated record. Lineage: Eukaryota; Metazoa; Chordata; Chondrichthyes; Myliobatiformes; Dasyatidae. The coding region runs from base 1 to 1260 and encodes 419 amino acids. Gene Ontology annotation, molecular function: zinc ion binding; metallocarboxypeptidase activity. The transcript has 11 exons.